AUGGGUACAGGUCCUGAUAAACAUACGCCAAAUAUAACCACGUCCAAGAUAGAUGCUUUACGGACGUCAGCUGAAAGACUGCAACUAGUCAAGUCGUUCGUAAGCGCUUUCGACGAGGAGAUGAUCAAAGCAAACAGAACCGCGGAUUACAGGACACUGUCCCGGAAGAUCAUGGAUAUAACAUCAGUCUACAACAAAUUGGACCUCAACAAUGCAAAACUUAAUAUUUCCGGUAUAGAGUUGUCCGCUGAAGACCUGUUGUGGCUUGGCAAACAGGUGAAGGAGGGCUCGAACCAACCGAUGACAUGGACAGAGUACUGGGACUUGAUUGUGGUUGUUGACACCACUGCGACCGACUUUCUGAUGCAGGUAAGUGAAACCUACGCUGAAAUGCUUCGAUACAGUGUGAAAACCUGGCCGUCCAAUAAAACAAUGACUAUUAACUCGAUCGACACAAUCAGCCGAGCAUUGGCCGCUACGUUAUCUAACAAGGACUACACCAACAUGAACACUACUAUACUGGCCUCUGAAGUAGCGAGUAUAAUGGCGGACAAUCUAGCCAGAAUGGUCACCCAAAGGACGUUCCCAAACACGGAACAAAUAAACUCAGCCGUUCAGGGGGUAAUUUCUUUAAUACAGAAAUGCCUUUACAUCCUGCAAACAAUUCUGACACCAAAUAUGCCCCAAGAUCCGACAGUGGAUGUUAUGCGGAAUUACCUGGAAUACAUGAAGAUAUUUACAUCUGGGGGAACCGCCGCGUUUAGUCUUCAAGAGCAAACGUUUCUCGUUCAAAAACAACUGCAGAAGUACUUUGUGCAAAAGGUCUUGAAGUCCAAAGCGUCUCAAACAGCUUUGCCGUAUCUGACGUUGGCGCUCCGCAAACUGAUGGACUACCUUGCCCAGCUUAUCCAGAUGGGAGACGAGCAACUGGUCCUGGAAGACGAGGAAUACGUCUUUAUUUCCGUCGAGAAAAGAUCAGUCAAAGCCGUGGCUGGCACACAGCUGAAACGACCCCGUGUGAACGUUGAUCUCACUGGUUUAACGACGACACAUGGCCUGGUGAAAUGUAACGCCAGUCAAGUUACGUUUAAGACCAUCAUUUUCAAGAAAAACCCUUACUUCUGGGGUGAGUUCGCUGACCGGAUCACCUCGUAUGUUCCCGUGCUGCAGAUCGACGGAGCCGUGUUACCCAAUGCAAGAGUUACAUAUUCUUUUCAAAACAAAGUCGAGGCCGCGUGCAACGACAAAACGCCGACAUACAAAGAAGACAAUCUAGACAAGAUAAUCUACAUGGUGUUCGAUAGGCAACACGCUGCAGACGACAUCUUGUUCUUCAUUCGACCCAACACCACUGGCUUGAAAUACGAUGUUUACUUAAGAAUCGCAGAAAAGCCAAAUCUAAAGGAGAAGAAAUUCGACUAUCAUACGGCCAUGAAAACCGACCAUUGGACCAAUGAGGACGGGUACAAAUUGCUCAUCAAGUCGAGCGAGUUUGCAGGGACCGGCAAAAUAUGGAUUGCUCUGAAGCCUUUGCUGGAACAAGGUUCAGAUGAUACAUUGCUGAAGAGUAAAUUCUGUGCCAACGUCACCAGCGUCAGUUGUCUAGAAUGGAUACAGAAGAAAGCCGUCUGGGACAAGGACAAGUGCAGGGUAUCUCCGACCUGUACUCGCUCGGUGACGGUGUGCGAUUGCGAUAAUAGGAUGCUAGCGAGCGGCGAGCCAAUGACUGUCGGGACAACAUCUUACGUACCUCUUAGCGAGAUUGACUUUGACAACAAGGUUGUCGACGAGCUAUCGAUUGGGCGCGGACCGGUGAUUGGCGUUAUUAUCGUUUUGGGCUCCUUAUAUGUUCUCUUCGCUUUAUGGGCCUGGCGGGAAGACCAGAAAGAUAAAUAUAAGUGGUCGUACUCACUCCUAAUUGACAACGAUAUCGCCGACAACGCCUUCUACAUAGUGAGCGUGUACACGGGUCUGCGGUCGGCGUCGGGUACGAACUCCAAGGUCGGCUUCAUCCUGGUCGGAGAGGACGGGGAAACCGACAUCCGCCGAUUGGACGACGACUCCCAUGUUGGAUUUGAGAGGGGAAGUGUGCGGACGUUCGUCAUGAGCACAAGACGAUACCUGGGCGAGCUGAUAUGUCUGCGCAUCUGGCAAGAUGACAGCGGCGGUAACAACUCCUCCUGGUUUCUCAAUAAGGUGGUCGUCACUGAUCUAGCUGACCGCGCACGGUACAUAUUUGUGUGCAAUCGUUGGUUUGACUAUGACACCGGAGACAAAAAGGUGGACCGGUUAUUGACGGCGACGCGCCACCACCGCUCCUUCACGGAAUUUAUCUCGUACACUGUCGCCGAGCAACACCUCUGGUUCUCCGUAUUUCUGCGACCGAUACGGAGCAACUUUACACGUGUACAGCGUUUGUCGUGCCUGCUUGGAAUGAUGUGCAUCACAAUGAUUGUCAGCACUAUGGUUAUUCGAACUCCAAAUGAAAACACGCGUAUUAACGAAGUGAAGAUAGGCCCUUUCCGGUUCUCGCUGGAAAAUGUACAAGCGGCUUUAAUAUCAUUAGCAGUAGGUACUGUAGUGGUUACCAUCGCUUCCUUCUUUUUCAAAAAUGCUGAAAACAAUGAAAACAAACGAUAUCGGUCCUGGGUUCUUGACAACUACAGAAAGGCGAACGCAAGGUUUAAGUUCGACCCUUCGAUUGUGGGUCGCGACUUUGCGCCUCCGGCGGAAGACGCGCUACAAUACAAUUACAUCUUCCUUCCGCAUGUCUGCAUCUACGUGGGCUGGACGAUACUGGUGAUGUCGGUGGUUGUUGCGAGUUCCCUCAUAGUGCUGUACAGUGAGUCCUGGAAACUGAUGAAGUCAGAAGACUGGAUGACAAGUUUCUUCAUCUCUUGCCUAUGCUCCAUGUUUGUGACUGAAGUGAUCAAGGUGGUGUGUUUCAUGUUGGUGUACGCCAUGAUGUGUCCGAGAGCGUACGAGCCACCUGAUCCCGAGAUGGACAUUGACAGCCUGGAAGAGAUCACGAAGCGAAACUCCGCCACAUUGAACAUAGGACCGCACUUUCAGGGAGUAUUGCCGCUUCCCAAGAUACCGGACGAGAAGACUCUGAUGAACAACCAGAUCAAUCGCAUCCGUAACCAUCAGCUAAUAAAGAUUCUGUUCCAGCUGGUCGUCUACAGCGGUCUCCUGUACAUCGUGUACAAGAUCAGCUACGAAAGUCGUGAUCCCAGAUCAUUCUACCUAAAGAACCACGUCAGCGAAAUGUUUACUUUUAACAAAGUGACUGACCUUAAAUCAUAUACCACAUGGUUUGACGAACAAUUCAUUAACAACUACUUCUCUAAGACCUACUAUGGCGCCAGCCCAGAUACAGAAACGCAACCAUAUACGGAAGAUCUCGUGAAUUUCCGUGUCGGUCCGGCGCGUCUUCGUCAGUUAAGAAUCACACCAGAACCCUGUAUAGGACCAUUAGCCACCAAAACAGUAUGCCACAAUCGAUUUGUCGAGAAAAAGAAACAAACACACGACUUUUGCAAGGGUUGGGUCCUUUUCCCUUGUCCAGAGACGGAAAAAUCCACUUCACUUACAUCGACGGCCUGGCUGUACAAGUCCUCAGACGAGGUUUGGGGUUUUACCACAAUCGCGGAUUAUAAUUCAUACGCGGGUGGUGGAUAUUUCAUGAAACUGGACGUCAACAGCGACGUAAGCAAGAAGAUUUUUAGUGAACUGAAAGAAAACAAUUGGUUUGAUAACAUGACAAGAGCUGUUAUACUGGAGUUUUCUCUGUUCAAUGCAAACGCCAAUCUUUUUGUGUACGCAAAAUUUGUCGCUGAAUUUCCCGAAAUGGGAGGAUUUUUGCCGUAUUCCACAGUCAGCGUUCUCCGACUAUUUCUGCAUUCUGGACCAGAUGGAGAUUUUAUUAUGAUUCUCGAGUUGGUAUUCGUACUUAUAAUGUUCUUCGCGACGCUCGGCAUCGCCUAUCAGCUAUUCACGGACCCGAAGACGUUUAUCAAAUCGAUUUGGAACAUUCUGGACAUUUUGGCACUCAUAAUGAGCUAUGUGUCGACUACUAUGUUUGUGAUAAAACUAGGUAUCAUUACAAAAACAAUUAAAGUGUUCCGGGAAGACAAAAAUGAGUACAUUGGAUUUGAAAACUUGGAAUUCUACGAUUAUUUCACGAAUGCCACAUUCGGGAUUCUGGUGUUCAUUCUGUCUGUUCGCAUUUCAAGGAUUUUGGGAUACAGUGGGAAAAUAAACGAAAUGGCUGCUGUGAUUUGCAAUGCGGCGGACGAUCUGCGCGGUUUUCUUUGCGUAUUCAGUAUCGCCACGUCGGCCUACCUCAUCUGCGGAACCCUCUUGUUCGGACGAGACGAAGGCAGAUUUAAAACCUUUUUCGAUUCCUUCGGAACGAUUACAGAAACUUUCAUCGGCAAGAAUAAAGUGACGGAUAUAAUUAAGUCACAGCCAAUCUAUGCAGAGAUUUACUACGCCACGUUUCUUCUACUCGUCCUGAUGACGCUGGUCACAAUGGCUGCUGCCAUCCUUAACUUCAGUAUCGCAGACGUGAGAGAGGAGGCGGCGAAGCUGGCUCCCACAAACAUUAUGGAGUUGAUUUGGGACCGGAUUGUGGUUCUUGCUGGCAAAUUGCAGGGACCCAAAAAGGCGAAAAAAGCUUCAGUUGUGCGGCGCGAUUCUGAAAGCGAGCUUCGAGAGAUUCUGGCAGACCUGCAUCUGUUCAUCAGUAACUUGAAAAAAGCCAAUAGGUAUCGACUGACUGAUCACGAAGAGGAAGUGCCUGUCGUUCACACACAAAACAAUGUAAGAAAAACUAAUACGUCUGGAAAGUGACGAGUGAAACAGAGAUUCUAGAGUUCGUGGAAAUAAAUAAUACAAUACAAUAUUGCUGUAUGCUUGGUUGCAAGGAACUUUAUAUUGUUCUUCUGUACUCUUUUAUUUAUUUCAUAUUAUAAUGUUGUACCAAUACAAAGGAAUUAACUUUUUAAAUUAAAGAUAGGACGAUGCUUAAAUGCGCGCUGUACUCCCUUGAAUAUGAAAUUGUGUUCAAUGUCAUAAGACAUAUUUUAAUGCAAGUAUUUUACGCGUUUUCUGUAUUUUUUUUAAUGUGCAUAAUGAUUGUCACAACUACUGUGGCGACUCUGUAGCCAGGUUAUUAUCAAACACGUCGAAAAUUAGAUGAAAUACUGUAAUGAUUAUAAAAUGACGUAAACAUAUAAUAUUGUUGGCUUUUAUAACGGACUUAAAUUGCAUCGCCUUUUUGUCAAAACGACAAACUUGACAGUUCAUGUUACGUAUGCAGUUGUGGUUAUUUAUUCUAUUUGUUUGUACAGUUUGUAUUUACUUCGUAUGUUUUUAGUUUUUACCUACUUGCAAUUUAUUUUAUACGAUACUUUCUAUAAGUAUUUUAGAAAAUUAGACGUUCACACGCUUGCUUUAAAACGAUUUA
Molecule: messenger RNA, 5470 nt
Organism: Dreissena polymorpha
Lineage: Eukaryota; Metazoa; Mollusca; Bivalvia; Myida; Dreissenidae
Product: polycystic kidney disease protein 1-like 2
Exons: 23
Coding region: 1-4854 (1617 amino acids)
Biological process (GO): detection of mechanical stimulus
Cellular component (GO): membrane
Molecular function (GO): calcium channel activity; calcium ion binding; protein binding
Source: RefSeq, a predicted model, not a curated record